UUAGUCGAUCCCAAGAAUCUGAAGGCCCUCGAGGAUAUCGGAGGCGCCGAGGGCCUUCUGGCCGGUCUGGGUACUCAUCCGAAACUCGGGUUAUCUGCCAAGGCAGCCGAGGAAGCAGACCACGGUGGAGGCGACGGGAAAGGCGCUGGCGAGGGUAAUUCCCAGCGUCACGAACGGACGACAAAUGGCGACGCGGAGGGUAUGCCCGCAAAGGCUGCAUAUGCUGCGUCUCUGGACGAGAGAAAGCGCGUGUACGGUGCUAAUAUCUUGCCCCACCGCGCGAGCAAGAGUCUGUGGAAACUGAUGUGGUUAGCUCUAAAGGACAAAGUUUUGAUUCUGCUAUCCAUCGCAGCUAUCGUGUCUUUGGCUCUCGGUCUCUUCCAGGACUUUGGUACUCCGCGACCUGCUGACGAACCCCCGGUUGAUUGGGUCGAAGGUGUCGCUAUAUGCGUGGCUAUCUUCAUCGUUGUCAUGGUCGGAUCAGUCAAUGACUGGCAGAAGGAGCGCCAAUUCAAGGCGCUCAACGAGAAGAAGGAAGAACGUGGCGUGAAGGUGAUCCGCUCGGGCACGGAGCGCGUGAUCGACGUGCGCGAGGUCGUCGUCGGCGACAUCUGCCUGCUCGAGCCCGGUGAGAUCGUCCCUUGCGACGGCGUCUUCCUCGAGGGGCAUAACGUCAAGUGUGACGAGAGCGGUGCCACGGGGGAGAGUGAUGCGAUCAAGAAGGUGUCUUAUCAGGAUUGCAUCAAUCUGAGGAACAGGGAGGGGCACGAGGCGAACCAUACGGAUUGCUUUGUGGUGAGCGGGAGCAAGGUCCUGGAGGGGGUGGGCACGUAUGUGGUGAUUGCGGUGGGGCAGAAGAGCUUUAAUGGCCGGAUUAUGAUGGCUUUGCGUGGGGACUCGGAGAACACGCCUCUGCAGUUGAAACUGAAUGAUUUGGCAGAGCUCAUCGCCAAGCUUGGGAGUGCCGCCGGGUUGUUGUUGUUCACUGCUCUCAUGAUCCGGUUCUUUGUCCAACUCGGCACGAACGACCCGCCUCGUACUGCGAGUCAGAAGGGUAUCGCCUUCGUGCAGAUCUUAAUUAUUAGUGUCACGUUAGUUGUCGUCGCCGUCCCUGAAGGUCUUCCACUCGCUGUCACGCUGGCUCUGGCCUUUGCGACAAAACGGAUGACGAAAGAAAAUCUCCUGGUCCGCGUCCUGGGCUCUUGCGAGACCAUGGCGAACGCGUCCGUUGUAUGCACCGACAAGACCGGCACGCUCACGCAGAACGUGAUGACCGUUGUCGCCGGCUCUGUCGGGAUACACGCCAAGUUCGUCCAUCGACUCGACCAGAACCAAGCGCGCACGAACGCGGACGAGGAGGUGGAAGGGGAGGCAUCGAAGAAGAGGAGACAUGCGGAUGAUUUCUCGCUGGACCAGAACGAGUUGGCGGGCGUGCUUAGCCCGCCACUUAAGGAUCUAUUCAAUGAUGCUAUCGCUAUCAACUCGACGGCUUUCGAGGACGAUGACCCGGAUACUGGGAAGAAGGUGUUCGUGGGUAGCAAGACGGAGACGGCGCUGCUCAAGUUUGCGAAGGAGCUUGGCUGGUCGCACUACGCCGAGAUCAGGUCUUCGGCAGACAUUGUGCAGAUGAUUCCGUUCUCUAGCGAUAGGAAGGCUAUGGGCGUCGUCGUGCGGUUGCCCAAGUCUAACACUUACAGGCUUCACCUCAAGGGUGCUAGCGAGAUCCUGACGAAGAGAUGCAACGAUCAUGUCGUUGUCUACCGUCAGGGUGCUGACGAGCACCGGGAUGGCGUCGAGACCCAGGCUAUCGACGAGUUGAAGCGAGAGAAUAUCGACAGGACUAUCAUAUUCUAUGCCAACCAGACUCUUCGGACUAUUGCACUUUGCUACCGGGACUUUGAAUCGUGGCCGCCGCCUGGGGCCAGACAUGUAUCUGAGGAUGAGGUUGAAUUCGAGGACAUCGCCCAGGAUAUGACUCUGAUCGGUAUCGUCGGUAUCGAGGAUCCCCUCCGGGAAGGCGUACGGGAUGCAGUCGCGGAUUGCCACAAAGCUGGUGUUACGGUCAAGAUGUGCACUGGCGACAACGUUCUGACCGCUCGGUCGAUUGCCAUCCAGUGUGGGAUAUAUACGAAAGGUGGCAUUAUCAUGGAGGGCCCGAUCUUUAGGCAAUUGUCCAAGUCAGACAGGAUGGAGGUCGUGAGUCGUUUGCAGGUCCUUGCUCGAUCCUCCCCAGAGGAUAAGAAGAUACUGGUCGAGAGUCUUCGGGAACUUGGCGAAAUCGUGGGCGUCACUGGCGACGGCACUAAUGAUGGUCCGGCUCUCAAGACGGCUGAUGUAGGUUUCUCCAUGGGUAUCGCUGGUACCGAAGUUGCCAAAGAGGCGUCCGAUAUCAUCCUCAUGGACGAUAACUUUGCGUCUAUUGUGAAAGCCAUCAUGUGGGGUCGUUGCGUCAACGACGCCGUCCGGAAGUUCUUACAGUUCCAGAUCUCGGCGAACAUCACUGCUGUCUUGAUCACGUUUAUCUCUGCUGUGGCCUCGUCUUCAGAGUCGUCCGUAUUAUCGGCGGUGCAGUUGCUGUGGAUCAACAUUAUCAUGGACACCUUUGCCGCUCUUGCCUUGGCUACCGAUCCGGCGUCUACUGCUCUCUUGGACAGGAAGCCCGAAUCUAAGACGGCGCCUCUGUUCAGUGUGGAUAUGUACAAACAGAUUUUCGCUCAGUCGGCUUAUCAAACCACCAUCACCCUCAUCUUCCAUUUCCUUGGUUUAAGUAUCCUUGGCCUCGAGGCGUCGAGUCAUAAUGAUUCGAUUGUUCAAACAUUGGUCUUCAACAUCUUCGUCUUUGCACAGAUAUUCAACUCUAUCAAUUGUCGUCGCCUUGACCGCAAGUUGAACGUGUUCGAAGGAGUUACUAGAAACUACUACUUUAUUGGAAUCACUCUAAUCGAAAUUGCGGUCCAAGUGCUUAUUGUUUUCGUGGGCGGCGCCGCUUUCCAAGUUACUGAAAUUGGCGGACGGGAAUGGGGGAUCUCCAUUGCCCUUGGCUUCGUUGCGUUGCUGGUUGGAUGCCUGGUCCGCUUGAUACCCAACAAACCAGUGGAGAAAUUGUUCAUCAAGAUACGGCUUCUUCCUAAUCCAAACGUUCUACCCACAAAUAGCCCUCAGGCAGACGCGGAGUCGUGGAACCGCGCAAUCGAACUUGUGCGGGAUAACCUCGGUACCUUCGCUAAAGUGCGGGGCGGCAGAAUGCGUGGAUCGUCCUUUGUUGGCAAGAGCCGGAACGCUAGACUGGACGAAGGGCACAUUGUGCCGUCUCUCAUGACUAUGGUGCCAACCUUAAUCGCGUCCUCAGUAGGUGCCGGCUGGGCACCGCAAAGCGGUUCCUUGUCCGACCCUGCGCACAACGAUCCGUCACGAUCUACCGCUGCCUUAUGGGAAGGGAAGUUCCAGAUACACCCGGAAACCAGCCCAGACGAUCCGUUUAUUCAGAAGUGGAAGUCUCGUGCGGACGCAGUGCGGCAGUCAUGACCAUGUUUACGCUAUAUACGAUGUUUCAUGCAUAGAAUGUCUGCUCGUCGAACUGCCAAUAAUACACCAUCACUGUAAAAAACUCAUCAUAGUAGAACAGAUAUUAGCAUCGAAUGGGAUACCUGUUGCUAGUAUAUCCUUAUGCCUAUAUAUGUAUAUACGAAUAGGGCUAGCAACUAAUGCAGUCUUGCGAGAAC
Molecule: messenger RNA, 3722 nt
Organism: Gloeophyllum trabeum ATCC 11539
Lineage: Eukaryota; Fungi; Basidiomycota; Agaricomycetes; Gloeophyllales; Gloeophyllaceae
Product: Ca-transporting ATPase
Exons: 10
Coding region: 202-3525 (1107 amino acids)
Biological process (GO): intracellular calcium ion homeostasis; calcium ion transmembrane transport
Cellular component (GO): membrane; intracellular membrane-bounded organelle
Molecular function (GO): ATP hydrolysis activity; P-type calcium transporter activity; ATP binding
Source: RefSeq, a predicted model, not a curated record